Molecule: messenger RNA, 1974 nt
Organism: Vigna umbellata (rice bean)
Lineage: Eukaryota; Viridiplantae; Streptophyta; Magnoliopsida; Fabales; Fabaceae
Source: RefSeq, a predicted model, not a curated record
AUGGGUGAUGUGAUAAUGGCGGAAAAGGGAGAUGGUAGAGCGAGUGAGGACAUAGAAGAAACAAGCAAGCGGUUGUUCAAACUUUGCAUGAACGGUGAGUGGACGGAAGUGGUGGCAACGUACGAGAAGGACAAGAAGGCUCAAACAGCAAAAAUAACGAGGACAGGUGACACUGCAUUGCAUGUCGCCGUCAACGACCGCCAAUGCGACAUCGUGAAAAAACUGGUGGCGCUUAUUCGUGACAAGGAAAAGGGUGAACGUGAGGCACUGAGAAUCAAGAACGAGAGAGACAACACGGCCUUGCACUUUGCGGCUUCGAUCGGGAGCAGGAAAAUGUGUGAGUACAUUGCUUCAGAUGAGGCUUCGUUGCUGAGUAUGCGCAACGUUGAUGGCGAGACACCUCUCUUUCUGGCUGCUCUCCAUGGCAGAAAAGGAGCUUUCCUUUUCCUUCAUUAUCGAUAUACCUCUGACAACACCGACCGCUACAGCUACUGUAGAAGAUAUGAUAGUGACACAGUUCUUCAUUCUGCCAUUGCCGGAGAUUAUUUUGCUAUAAUCGUGAAGAAACUCACAGAACCAGAACCACACCCUACUGAGGACCAACUUCCAAUAACUGAAGAAGAAAAUUUCAGUUAUCCGAAAAAUUUCGAGACAUGUAUGGAUCUUUUGACGGUGGUAAAAGUUGUGACCACGCCCUUGACACAUUUUCUACGUAAAAUUUUGCCGCAUGGUGGAACAGAAAGAGACCUCGAAGCAUCGAAAAAGACUGCUACAAAUAAUGAAGCGGAAACAAAAUCUCCAGGGUCUGAAACCAGCGAUUGGCAACAUCCAUUAUUUCCCCCCAAUUACCAAAGAUGUGUAGAUUUGUUCAAGAUUGUAUUUGUGAUCAUGUCGGUUAUCUUUGGAACAGGGUCAGCAAACAUAAAGAGGAUAACUAGAAGGAAGGAAAAACAAGUGUGGUCCGCUCAAAUAGUAGAUGUUCUUCUGGCAAAAGCUUCCACGUAUGAGUAUGCUGACGAUGGCAGCGUACCCGAGCAAAAAUUGGAGAAUAAAGAUCACCACACAAACCCUUAUUGUUUUGAUGAGUGGGGUAAUGUUACUUGGGACCGUAACACCGAAGACAAGCAACAAAAGAAUGGUAUAACACUAUUUCUGAACGAGAAGAUUAACAUGGAAGAAAAGGUGCGUGAGACACCGAUAUUAAUAGCUGCAAAGAACGGAGUGACAGAAAUGGUAGAGAAAAUCAUGGAGUCGUUUCCUGUAGCUGUUCAUGAUAUGGAUGCGAAUAAGAAAAAUAUAGUGUUAUUGGCAGUGGAGAACAGGCAAACCUACUUAUAUGACUUAUUGCUCAAGAAGAAAAAUCUGAAGGAGAGUAUAUUCGGGAGUGUGGAUAACGAAGGAAACAGUGCUUUGCAUUUGGCAGCCAAGCUUGGAGACUAUAAACCUUGGCUCUUUCCUGGCGAAGCCCUGCAAAUGCAUUGGGAAAUCAAGUGGUACCUGACGGUACAACAAAAAAAACAAGACACCAAGAGAUAUUUUCAGCGAGACUCACAGGGACCUUCUCAAGAGUGGUGGAGAAUGGCUAAAAAAACCUCGGAAUCCUGUUCCGUGGUAGCAGCACUGAUAGCCACGGUGGCAUUUUCCACUUCCACCACUGUCCCCGGUGACUUUAAAGAUGACAUAGGGACCCCAACUCUUGGAUACAGACCAGAUUUUAAAGUCUUUGCCAUCUCAUCUCUCAUUGCUCUAUGCUGUUCUGUCACCUCAACGGUGAUUUUCCUCUCAAUACUCACAUCUCGGUAUCAAGAGCGUGAUUUCGAGGGCAAACUCAAAUCAGUUGCAUUCCCUGUCUAUGCCGUGACAUGCCUGCCGGUGACACUUUUUGCCUUGGCUCAAUUUCCACUCUACAUCGAUCUCAUAUUGGCUACUUUAAAGAAAGUGCCACAACGUGGCUACAAAACCCCUCUACAAUAG